AUGCACGGCUUGGCUCCGCUUCUCAUUGCGAUGACUGCGAUUGCUUCGGCAAUGGCGACCACCGAGGCGACGACUGCGUGCUCGUCCAGCGUCCUCCAGACGGCCGUCGCACCCGUGCUCUUCUCGGCGGCGACCGCGCUCACGCAAUGCUCGACGACCACGGGGCUUUCGAUUGCGAGUCUUGCUAGCUCGUCGGCGAUCCCGUCGACGCAGCUGGCUGCCUUCCUCGACGACACCAACUGCAUGUCCUUUGCGAGCAGCGUCGCGGACGCCAUUGCUGCGAUUUCGCCUCUCUGCGCGCUUCAGACGUCGCCAAGUGUCGUGACGACGGCCGACGUAUCGAACCUCUCGACCACCGAGUUUGUGACGCUGCUCUUGUCGUCGUCGUCGUCGUCGUCGAGCAGUUCCAAUGCAGCGACCAACGCAACCGCGGUCGUCACGGUGUCACCCACUGCCAACGCCACCGAUGCCAAUGCGACGACGGACGCACCGACAACCAUUGCCGCGACGACGACCGUGACGCCGACCGUGGCAAGCACAUCGAAUGCAACGCCGACGCCGACGAGAGUGAGCUCGAGCCCGAUGCAGUUGGCGUCGAGCAUCACGCUACUGUGUGCCGUCACUAUGCUGGCCAUGGUCUAA
Messenger RNA from Saprolegnia parasitica CBS 223.65, 642 nucleotides. RefSeq lists its product as hypothetical. The transcript has a single exon. Bases 1 to 642 code for a protein of 213 amino acids. NCBI's taxonomy places the organism in Eukaryota, Oomycota, Saprolegniomycetes, Saprolegniales, Saprolegniaceae. The record is from RefSeq and is a predicted model, not a curated record.